Molecule: messenger RNA, 4113 nt
Organism: Rana temporaria (common frog)
Lineage: Eukaryota; Metazoa; Chordata; Amphibia; Anura; Ranidae
Product: indolethylamine N-methyltransferase-like
Exons: 3
Coding region: 292-1092 (266 amino acids)
Cellular component (GO): cytosol
Molecular function (GO): N-methyltransferase activity
Source: RefSeq, a predicted model, not a curated record
UUCAGCACUGGAAGGGCUGCUGCAGCCAGUGUUUCUCGCACUCUCAUUUUUAGCUAAGUGCAUGGCUACAAUUUCUACACAGUUUUUACCAAAGAAAGGGUUACCAUAAAAACAUGGCUCUCGUCCAAUACUUUCCGCUUUGUUUGUUCUAAAAUGCUUGGCAGGAUAUCAAUAUUUUACUGUGCUGAGACUCGUGAUCUGUAAACUUAUAUAAUUUAGGCACUCCUUAUAAACUGUCCAUAGAAGUUCUGACUCGCCCUGCAUUCAUAUUCGUUUUGUCCUGUAAAAAAAAUGGAGACGGAUUUUACAGACAAAGAUACUUACCAAGACAUAUUCGAUCCACAUGCAUAUUGUAAUAUCUACUAUGGACCGAAAUCAGGACUUUUAGUGGUUGAUGGAUUUCUGGAUUUUGCACUGAAGAAACUUUGUGAGAUUUUUACUGUUCGAGGUAUCAAGGGAAAAACUUUAAUUGACAUUGGACAUGGACCUACCACUUAUCAGGACCUCUCAGCUUGUGAAGCUUUCGAAGAGAUCAUUGGAGCAGACUAUACUGAUCGCAAUAGAGAGUACUAUGAACGGAGCCUUAGAAAUGAGCCUGGAACGUUUGACUGGACAGGAGCUAUACAAAGAGUCUGUGACCUGGAAGGAAAAGGAAUGACGGUAGAGGAGAAGAGAAAGAAGCUCCAAGAAACAGUGAAGAAAACCAUAAAGUGCGACGUUUUGAAAAGCAACCCAAUGGAACCAUUGAUUCUGCCCAAGGUUGACUGUGUCCUGACAUUUGGAUGCUUAGAGUGUGCUUGCAGUGACCUCGAUACCUAUCGCAGAGUACUUAAAAAUGUUGCAUCUUUGAUAAAAAUAGGAGGGCACCUGAUUGUAAUGGAAAUUCUUAACUGUAGCUCUUACCUACUAGGAGGCAAGAGGUUCUCCUGUUUGGUGUUGACAGAGGAGUUCAUGAGAACUGCUAUUGCUGAGGCAGGAUUUUCCAUUGUGGAUUUGGAAGUCAUCCCUAGAAAGUAUAAUAAAGAGCAAUAUGAGCUCUGUAACCAUGAUUCCAGCUUGAUUGUGCUUGCACGAAAAGAGCGAGAUGUUUAGGAUAAAUUUGAGAAGGUAUGGAAAAUUUGUCACUCACUUAUUAUUACAGCUACCUAUUUGUAGAAAGCACAGUAUAAAAUAUACCAAUAAUAAACAUCAUAAAGAAUGUCUUGUAUAAUUCCAUAGGAUAUGCAAUCGUGUAAAGAAGACAUUCGAUCUGCAGUUCAUAUUGAUCAAUUAUACAGUAUAACCUCUAUGAAAAUCAUAUAUUUCAAGGAAAAUACCUUUCUCCCACGGAAAGCAGUCUUCCAAUUUAUUCAUUUCACAUGUCCCAAGAAAUCCAAAAGAAAAACUCCACUUUCAAUAAAAAAAAAUGAAUAAAGCAAAUACCGCACUAGCCAUUUUGUAAUUUAAUGUUAUUAUAUAUUGCCUUUCCAUUUUAAUCAACUGUAGGAGAUUCAAUGCAGUAUGGCUACCUGUAGGCAUUCUGUACACCCUGGUGUAAAGAACACGCCCAGAAAUUGAAUUUCUUACUUCUGUUGAUUGGCUUACUGAUUUUCUUGUAGUCUGCAUUAAUAUACAAGUAUCGAUAAGUAGAUACAAUUUUUGGCAUCUAGUGCAGUAUGAACUUUAUUUUUAGUAAAAAGCAGUUUGAAAUGUAAAUUUUCCCCCUUGGCAUACUCCUUAGACCCUUAGAUUUACUAAAACGGGUUCACUCAGAAUCUGGUGAAGCUGUUCAUGGAACUUGCCAACAAAAAAAUUGGUUGGAGUUAGAAUCUAAGGGACACCAUUAAAUACCAUUAGUUGAAGACUGUGCACAGACCAUAAAAUGAAUCACAUACAGUUGAUUGCAGUUGAUUGCAGUUGAUUGCAGAUGCUCGAACUAGAGGUGUAGCUAAUUUUUUAUAAAGCUUUAUUGCUGACUUGGUGGUGUGGGUGGGUUUGUUUAGUUUUCAAAGUAAUAAGUGGAGCAAAAAAUGCAUUGUAUAAAUGACAUGUAGCUUUAUUGUCUGUUUUUUAGUAUUAUGCAUCUUGUUCUGUAACUUUAUAGGUGCAAUUAGUACAAGGACAUACCAAAUUCAAUAACAUCACAAUUUAUUAAAGUUACAAGGGUACAUAAAAACACUAUUAUACAAUACAUGAACAGCUUUAUGGUCAUUCAAGACGCGUUAUUGUAGAUCCUAUAGUUGUUCCUUACAUGUUUCGCCAAAUGGCUUCCUCAAGGACAAACGUGGUUUUAUGUCUACUAUCUGAAUGAACAGAAAGAAAAUUUCAAACAAUACAUGUAAUAUAGUAAAUACCAACACUAUACAUAACGUAUACAAUAAAUUUAAUGCAUAAAUGCAUCUUAUCCAUUGGCAAGGGUUCCCUAAAUAGAGUCAUACCUCAAUGAUAGUUAGUAAAAUCCAGUUAUUGCCAAGCACACAGGUUUACACAGUACCGCAGCAGGUCAAUAUAAUAUAACCUGUUUUUUGCGCCGGUGACAAUCACAUAUAUUUCUCACACAGAAAUAGACGUCUGUCUCUGUGGCCCAGGAAAGCCCAGAUGUAACAGGUUAGAACCGAUUAAAAAUGCCGGAUCUCCUGCAGGGAGGGAUGAAGCAAGAAAUUGAUAUAUAUAUAUCAAUGUACAAGAAAGAUAUAGCCUAAAGAUUAAUAAGAAAUAUUAUAAUCAACCGGUUUCUCACCUUUACUAUUAAUUAUAUAAUCCUAUAUUAUUCCAUGUCAAAACAACUUACUUCUAUAUCAUCACUAUAAGGGAUGCAGGGGGCAUGAUUAAAAAACUAGAUGGCACCAAACAUUCAGAUAAAUCCCAAAUGGGGCUGAAAAAAACUGCCAAAUACAAAGGGAAAAAGAUUGGUAAGUUUGAGCAUAAAUAGACAUGUUUGCCCUGCCUAAUGUCAAUAAAGCUAGACAGAGAGUUUACCUGUGCACAAUAUAACCCACCUGAUCAAGGAUCCACAACCCAUCGCAUCAACAGAUGAACAGGGCUGGGAUGGAAGAAAUGGAGAAGGGCAAACCAACACCUCUAACAAAGAGAGGGGUGUGAGCCACCCCAACCUAUAAAAACACAUAGAAUACCAAGUCAAUGGGACAAACGCCCCAAACAUCAUAGAGUGUCAAAAUUUACUUCACAUGUUAACAAAUGAUAAUGGCGUGCUCCAUACCUGCUCUCACUCUAUCACUGGUGUCAGGCUCCCUGGACUUCCACAAAAUGGCCACCACCAUGUGGGUCCUUAUAUACCCCUCCCCAUCCUGCCGCAGCGUAUGACGUCACGGCAUGAUGAGGACGAAAGGGGGAGAGGGAUAAGCAUGCAGAGCCGUCCCAGGUCAACAUCGUCCCAGGUCUAAAUCCGCAGUUCACGCCAGCAUAUGGGGGCACCUCCCACAGUUCGAACCGCCCACAGGGCAGAUCCAAAUACCGGGGAAGUGUCCCCAGCCCCGGCAAUGAUCAUAAAGCAGAAGGCAGUGACACCAGGGGGACACCCUGCACAGACAAAGCCCUUCAAAGCAUAAACCCCUCCAGUGUGGGUGCACACAGGGACCACCCCUUGAAACGAUGGGGUGGGGCAAACGGGCCACAACAAUGGCCCAAAUGGGCACCCUCGGGCGUCCAUACGGGGACCCAUUGGCCAAAGGGCAUCCAGGCCAAUGAGGCCAAUUAGGACAAGACUCCUAUGAAAAAAGUGUUGGAAAAAAUAAAAGAGAAUAAAGGGGUGUGGGGUGGGGCAAAGGAAACACCUACCAGAAUGAAGGGUAUGUAGAGGAGCACCGUGGCAGGGUGAUGCGAGGUCAACAUGACGUUUUUUGGGAAAAAUAGAAAGGAGAAGGGAAGAAGGAAGAACCUACCAGAAUCAAUGAUAUAUGAAUUUCAAACCCUACCAAAUGGGUAAAUGUAAUUAUAGUACAACAACAAAUGUUUGCACCUAUAAAGUCCCUUCCCCCCUACUCUGUAUUCUCUAUACCUUUACGGGAUGUUGGAGCUGUAACACCGUAUUUUUAAAUUAUGGAGUUGAUCACUUAACUACAUAUAGACUUGUUCUGUAACUGCAUGCUUUUACAUAAAAAAUGAUACCACACA